AACAGGAAGAGAAGAGGGGAAGAAAAAACCUUUUUUCCUGGAGGGAGGCGCUACAAAGUCCGAACAGAGUCAAAGUGACUUUACACAGAAACCUUUACGAGAGCUGUGGAUGAAUUCAGCUGACAGAUGGACAGAGAGGAGAAAGAAAGAAAAGCCAGUAGAUGAAUAUCACCUUGUGGCAGUGUAACAAGUCUUCUGUGCUGCUGUAAGGAGGACCAAAUGCCUCAGGAUGGAUCAGUCACUUCCCAGCCAGAGCUCAGAUUCAGACCAGCUGGAAGCAGACAGCGAGGAGCUGCAACUCAGAGUGGACUUCUUCAGGAAACUGGGUUACUCCUCAGCAGAGGUGAAGGCUGCCCUGAGGAAACUGGGUCUGGAUGCUGACACAAACUCGGUACUGGGAGAGCUGGUUCGAAGCAGGACCAGCGCUGCUCCCUGCAUGCCUGGUACUGACAGUGAUGAGAGAAACACUGGUCUAAAGGACCCUCUAAUGCCUUCAAGCUGGACCCUUGGACCCCUCAGAAACCCUCCAAUAGUAGGGGGCUGGAAGGCUGCGAAUGCAGAAUUAAGGCCGAUUAUCAUUGAUGGCAGCAAUGUUGCCAUAAGUCAUGGCAACAAGGAAGUGUUCUCGUGUCGAGGCAUCCAGCUGGCGGUAAACUUCUUUCUGGACAGAGGUCAUAAAACCAUUACUGUGUUUGUUCCUUCCUGGCGUAAAGAGCAGCCCCGACCUGAUGCCCCCAUUACAGAUCAACAUAUCCUCCUGGAGCUUGAAAAAUGUAAAAUAGUGGUCUUCACUCCAUCGCGGCGUGUUGGGGGUAAACGGGUGGUGUGUUACGAUGACCGUUAUAUUGUGAAGUUGGCGUACGAGUCAGAGGGAGUUAUCGUAUCCAAUGACACCUACCGGGACCUCCAAGGAGAACGGCCAGAGUGGAAGAAAUGCAUCGAGGAGAGGCUUCUUAUGUACUCCUUUGUCAAUGACAAGUUCAUGCCCCCAGAUGACCCUCUUGGCCGCCACGGUCCUAGUCUCGAAAACUUCCUGAGGAAAAAGCCCCUGCCUACAGAGCAAAAGAGACAGCCCUGUCCCUAUGAUAAAAAGUGCACUUAUGGCAUCAAAUGUAAGUUUUACCACCCUGAGCGAAAUAACCAGUCCUACCUGUCCUUGGCUGAUGAACUGAGAGAAAAAGCCCAGAUUUCAACAGUAAAAGAAGAGAGAAACAGCAGAUUAUCUCCCAGCAGUAGGCCUCAGGCCGAUCCUGGGCCUACCCAUAAGCCGUAUUCCUAUCCUCAAGACUCUGAGUACCAACAAAGCUCUUCCCGUCCCAGUAUGGUUAGUGAAAAUACACUGCAGUACUGGAAGGAUCCUAGAAAGGGUCCAAAUAAUCUGCCUUGUUUAGUGACAGCCAGCCAGUGUCAGAAUGAGUGGCCAGGGAUGCCCUGUCAUUACUACACCAGUGUCUCUCAGGAGUAUCUGGAUUCUGGCUUUGGCUCUUACGAAAGCCAGUACUCUGACUUUUCACAUUGCAACAGUAACUCCCACAAGCUCAGGCCACAGCAGCAAAGUGCCCUCACUGGAUCCAGACAUACCUCAGUGCACUUAGAGAAAAACAACUGCCUGUCCCACAGGUGCUGUUCCCAUGUAGGGCCCUCAUUAGCUCUUCAGCAACAUCAUGGGCAAUGGGAGUCAAAGGGCCAAACCAAAUACAACACCUACCCUCCUGACAUGCUUCAGCACGGUCAGCAGAGCCUCCCAAAUCAUCUCCACUACUGUGGAGCCCCAAAUCCUCAGCAGAAGUACUGGUCAGAUCCCUUUCAAGGGAUUCCCCAAGCCAGGACAUCAUGCAGUCUUCCCUCUGUGGUCCAGUCCUCAAACUCCCUCAACUCCUGCUGCUCUUACAACGAUCAUCAAUACUACUCAUGGAGUCAACAGCAGGCGUCGUCUGCUGAGUUUGAUCAGCAAAGGAUGGAACUCCGCAAGAAUCUGCAAGCCAUCUUCAACCCAAAUCAGGUGGAUAAAGUCAUGGAAAUGUUUCCACAUCUGAUGGAUGCUGAGAAACUGGCUGCAGAGAUCCUCAAACUGAAGGCUCAGAGAGGGAUACUCUGAUGAUUUAUUUUUCAAUUUCCUUAUCAGCCUCCUUAUCUGGCUGAUUUAACCUCGUUGUGUAGACACUGUUUAAUCAAACAGGAUCUCUUUAGGAUCUGACAUAGUGUCUGCAAUUGAUUUGUUUUAGAACGGGUUAUAAUUAAGAAGUUCCACUCUAUAAUAUGCCAUUAUAGAAGUGUCAUUUGCUUGUCCUGAGCUGUGUUUAUUUGUAAGACAUUGUCGUCAUUGUUUUGAAUGAAAACCACCUCUAGAGCACAAGUAAUCAGGACUGUGUUUCUAGAGUUUUCCCUGUUGAUGCAUAUUGUGUCAAAUUUAAUAUUUAUUAAUCCUUGUCUAAAAAUAAGUUCUCAUAUAAUGAUGAGUCCCUGCUUUUGUAUUACUUUUCCUUUCUCUUUUGCUGUAGUUCUUCAAAACAGCCUACUGUUAAUAUAAUCUCUGUGAGGUGCAGUUCAUUUUAUUAUCAGGUUGGAUUUACAGUAAAUCCUCACCUAGCCAGGAAGCUGGGGAAUAACUUUGACUCAUGCAAAGUGUAUUUGCUGAUAAACCAGUGCUAGUUUGUUGGAUAUGAUCAGGAUGUGUGUUGCUUCAACUCUAUGUGAACUUGUGAAUGGGUUACUUUGUAAAGAACCACAAUGCACAUGUAUGAGGAGGUUACUCCACUUGUAUGUAGUUCUCUCAUGUAAUUUAUGCUUUAGAAAAUCACACUGUAAAAAUGUUCAAAAUAAAC
Cheilinus undulatus (humphead wrasse) is the source of this 2825-nucleotide messenger RNA. It is a transcript of the gene zc3h12aa, whose product is annotated as endoribonuclease ZC3H12A. The transcript is spliced from 6 exons. NCBI's taxonomy places the organism in Eukaryota, Metazoa, Chordata, Actinopteri, Labriformes, Labridae. Gene Ontology annotation, cellular component: nucleus; cytoplasmic ribonucleoprotein granule. The record is from RefSeq and is a predicted model, not a curated record. Gene Ontology annotation, molecular function: metal ion binding; mRNA binding; RNA endonuclease activity. Gene Ontology annotation, biological process: 3'-UTR-mediated mRNA destabilization; nuclear-transcribed mRNA catabolic process, RNase MRP-dependent. The coding region runs from base 230 to 2098 and encodes 622 amino acids.